AUGAAAAAUUGUGGCAAGAAAUUUGACUGCAAAACUGCUGAGGAGCAUCGACAUGAUUGGAGCCAAAACAGUAUUGAUACUGAUGAACACGAGGAGUUAAAUAAAAACCCAGCCUCCGUGAAAACCAUGGAAGACUUGCCGAUGGAAAGGUUUAUGAAAGAUGAGUUUUGUCAACAAAAGGUUGGAACAAUUGAGGAACUACGGAAACGAAUUGCUGAAUUAGAGGCUAUAACUAGUAGAACAGCCGAAGAGGAAGCCGAAUUAGUUGCUAAAAAACAAGAGUUAGCCGAGUUGGAAAAACAACAGCAAGAGGGAGGUGGCAAGAAUAAAAAUAGACACCGAAAUAAGAAAAUUCCUAACUCACAGGGUAGAAGUUGUAAAGAUAAGAUACCAGUUUGGGGAGCAGUUGAAAGAGGUGGCUUCCUUAUUGCUGAGGCUGUUCCCAAUAAUCAACAAAGCACUUUGGUGCCAAUGGUUAGGGGUAAUAUCAAAGCAGGUUCUAAUGUUUACAGUGAUGAAUUACCUGCUUAUGAAAUCCUGGUUUCCACUAAUACUAUCGAAAGUGCUUGGACUCCUUUUAAGAGAAGUGUUUAUGGGAUUUAUCACUGGAUAAGCAAAAAGCAUGCUCAGAGAUAUGUCGAUGAGAUUACUUUUCGUUAUAACACUCGAAAGUAUGAAGAGAAAGACAGAUUUGAUUUAGCACUUUUAUCAAAAGAUGGGACUAGACUUUUAGCAAGCAAUAGCAUUCAAGUUGUCCUAAAAAUGGUAGAGGAAGGUGAACAAAAAGAAAGGGGCACAAAUUUGAGCAAAUUUUUAGGUCAAAAGUCUCUUAAACCCUUUGUAGAUAAGGAAAAAAACGACCGCACUUUUGAACCGGUCGUUUUUUAUGACAAAGGUGUUAAGAUUAAUGGUUUUAAAGCAACCACAUUGGUAGAUGUAGGUAAUGUCUACUUGGCACUAGAAAAAUGGGCAAUGAGGCAAGGAAAAAAAUUACCUACAAGACAAGCAAUAAUUGCCGACCAAAGCAGAAUAUUAUUAGGGGCACUUGCCAAAGUUAGUAUUGAUGCUCUAAUUGAUGAAGCAACUGUUUAUAAAAAAUUACCUGAUGGUGUGUUAGAUGCAUUGAAGAAAAAAACUCCUAAAAACAAAAGACUUCACCAAUCUUUAACUCCGGAGAUAGGUAGAGAGCAUUUAAAAAAGCAGAUUUACACAGUAGAAGCACUAGCUUCAAUUUCUAAAACAAAAGAGGAGUUUAUAAGAUUAAUGAAAGAAAAAGAAAAAAACCAAUCUCGACAAAAUUUGACUUCUGAAAAAUUAGAUAAGGAAGAGAACCAAGAAGUAGAUUUCGACAAGAUUUUGAAGAAUGCCAUAAAUACUCCACCUUUAAAACUAAAAGACCUUAAAGAAAAAUUGAAAAAAGAUAGAGAGAAGAAAUCUUAA
Molecule: messenger RNA, 1440 nt
Organism: Ambispora leptoticha
Lineage: Eukaryota; Fungi; Glomeromycota; Glomeromycetes; Archaeosporales; Ambisporaceae
Source: the annotation of a GenBank genome assembly